GUCCGCCGAGUUUGCAUUGGCAGUUGUUGUUGCCCGUCAAGUCGUUUUCGCUUUGUGGUGGUGCGUCGGUGCUGUGAUCCUCCUAGCGUGUCGUCAGCUUCGACCGCGGCGGGGUUAGAGCUCGGAGGAUGCGAACAAGUGGCUGAGCCGUCGGCAAAAGUCUUGUGGCAGCGCGCCCGGCGACCGCCGGCGUCGGUCCGUGCCUUCAAAAUGGUCGCUGGCGACCGGACGGCGCCGUUGUUAGGAGCGGAGCCUGCUCUGGAUUUCGUCUGAUCUGCUGCGCCCGUCGCGUUCUCCUUCGGAGAAUUUUGUGUGAGCCUCUGGGGGCCGCCGGCUGCAAGUGUGUGCGUCGGCGCGAGCGACACCCUCUUGGCGUGCACGGCCGUGGAUUACGAGUGUGCGCGUGGAAAGUCGGCUUUUUAUUUGUUGCGAUCCGCGCAUCGGCUGCUAUUGACGCAUCGAUUCCGACGGCGUGAUAUUUGAACUUCCGACGGCGAGCAACCGAUGCCAACAGGACCGAGUAUGGAGCGGAUGACGCGCCAGCUGCUGAUGGAGGACGAGGCGCCUCCCUUUAGACUUUUCACGUGAGUUGUGCAGCUGAGGCUGCAGAAGCGGCUGGGCUGACAGCGACGGCCCAGUGGCCUGGCCAUGUCCCUCUGGUCGGGGGACGUCCAUGGUGGGAUCCAGUUGCCACCAAACUACAAGAUGUCGCACGACAACGAAUCCGUCAAAUCGGGCCCCAGCGAGCGGUCGCGGAGGUCCUCGUCCUCCCGGCACCACAACCACAGCAACAACAUCCAGAACCACCACCAGCAACACCACCAGCAGCGGCAGCAGCAAAAACAAGACGACGGCCCGCAGCACUCGUACCGUGCCAGCCGGAGGCACUCGCAUCGCUCCACAAGGUCAUGUCCCACGCAAGUUAAGGUUGGCGGCGACCGCAGGGAUGAGGUCAUCGAGGUGCAGAUCCUGCCGCAGGAUGACAACUGGGGCGACAACACGACAGCCAUCACCGGAAACACGAGCGAGCGUUCGAUCAGCGCCGAGGACGUGUCGAGACUCGGCCGCGAACCGGAGGGCACGCCCGGGGGCUUCUUUCGCUGUCACAUGUGGGCCGGAACCGUGCUGACAAGCAUCCUGUCCUUAGCGGCGUUCCUCUCCCCCAUAGUGAUGGUGGCACUACCACGAAUUGAGAUGCUGGAGUGGAAAGUGCAGAAGUGCGGACCGGAGUGCGACGGCCUCCUCAUCAGCUUUGCCUUCAAGCUGCUCAUCCUCGCGGUCGCCACCUGGGCCCUGUUUGUUCGGCGGCCUCGGGCGACAAUGCCGCGCAUAUUCAUCCUGAGGGCGGUGGUGCUGGCUCUGGUCUUUGUGUUCAUCUUCUCGUACUGGCUUUUCUUCUGCGUCCGCAUCUAUGAGCGACGUCACCAGGACUACGAGUUGAUGUACCUGAGCAUAGUGCAGUUUGCUUUGUCCCUGGUGGACUCGCUCCUCUUCAUUCACUACAUGGCCGUCAUCCUCGUGGAAAUACGGCAGCUGCAGCCGCAAUACUACGUGAAGAUUGUGCGGUCUCCCGACGGGCAGAGCAGGAGCUAUGCGGUCGGGCAGCUCAGCAUACAGAGGGCAGCGGUGUGGAUGCUCGAGAAGUACUAUCAGGAUUUUCCGAUUUACAACCCUUACCUGGAAACGGUUCCAAGUCGUCACCGAAAGCAACAGCAGCAGCAGCAGGCUUUCAAGGUCUACGAUGUUGAUGGCGUUGCAGAAGAAGACCAAGCUCCGCUGAACCAGACAGUUCUGCCUGGACGGCGAUCAGGUCACAAUGAUCGGUUUUACGAGGAGUAUGAGUAUGAGCGGAGGGUGCGGAAGCGCAGGGCCAGGCUUAUUUCAGCAGCCGAAGAGGCAUUUACUCACAUCAAGCGGAUGCAAGAUGAAAAUGGGCCGGCCAUUCCAAUGGACCCAACAGAGGCUGCACAGGCCAUCUUUCCAUCCAUGGCCCGUGCUCUGCAGAAAUACCUGCGCAUCACCCGCCAGCAACCCCGCCACACCAUGCAGGGGAUCCUGGAGCACCUGUCUCAGUGCCUUCACUACGACCUCAGCCCGAAGGCCUUCCUCGAAAAGUACCUCCAGUCGACUCCCGUGCUCCAGGACGACCGCGAGUUGCGCCCAGUCCAGACGUGGGCGCUCGUCUGUGACGUGCUUCUCUCGCGGCCACUCAAGCCAGGCGUCACGUUCCUCCUCAGGCAGGGCGAAGUGUCCCUGCUGGUCAGCAUUCACGCCCUGCCCCACUUCAACGUCACCGAGGAGAUUGUGGACCCGAAGUCCAACCGCUUUGUGCUUCGGCUCAACUCGGAGACCUCAGUGUGACGCCAGGUGUGACUGACGUGUCCUGGUCAGUCAGCUAAUCUGAGCGAAAAAAAAGAAAAGACUCGAGCAGACGUCAACUUGGAGACCUUGUGACGCCAGGCACGACAGACGGGCCGUGGUCAAUCGGACGCUCUGCAAGAAAGGCUUGAGCGGCAGUUUUUGCCAGCUAAGAGACGUCGGUGUGAUGCUGGUUGUGACGGACACAUGCCCUGGUCAAUCAGAGAUUUUUUGCAAGAAGGACUCUGGCACCAUUGUCCAAGGGAGGUGCGUCAGAGUGACGGUGCCGUGUGUUGGACGUGUGGGUGACCAGGCUGAAAGUGUUGCAUGCUGGUGUGACUUGUUGCUGUCCAGCCUGUGAUCUCUUUCCUAAAUUUUGUCGUCUGCUUGUCCCUAAAAUGUAUGUUUCCUGGUGAAAGUAUCGAACCAGCCCGGAUGGUUUACAACACUCUUGCAUAUCAAGCCAUCUUGGUGAACUUGUCGCAGUUUGGAAUUACACUGUCGAAUAUCAGGCCAGAAACUCAGCUGGCUCAGAACAAUUACAUGAAGUGUGCAUCAUUUUGCAAAAGAUAUAUAUAUUAGAUUUUUUUUCAUUUGUAGUUACUAUUGUCUGCUGAAGAAUGCUGUAAAAGCCACCAAUAGGGCAUAUGUGAGCGCUCCAGUUCUGUGUUUUGUUAAUAUGCCUUCCUAUUUUUUAAUUUAUGAGACGGUUGUAAAAAAGAAACACUUAAAUCAGAUAUGUGGGUUGGAUUUGGAAUUUCUUGAGCCACAGACUUUCGCAGCCAUCACUGUACUCCUAUGUACUAACAUGAUAAAUAAGGACGCUUGCAUUUAGGGGUACGUAAAUAUUUGAAACUUUCGAACAAUGAAUUUAAUAGUGUCCUAUUCGAUUCGAAGACCGAAUCGAAUAGUCACCAUUCGAAUACUUUUUGAAUAUUUCAAAACGUUAACUGCACCCAAUUACCAUAAAAUUGAAGAAAAAGUAUGGAAAAUUUUAAGCUCAGCGAACAUAGUAUAGACAUAAAACAUGAGAACUUGGAGUAAUAGAGCAGGCUACAUCGCUUAGCUAGCCAUACUUUACAGGCUGCGCAGCGAUCAUUCGCACUCUCAGAAGAGUCCUGUGCAUGCAAAGAAACUACUUGCUUUCUCCUAAGGCUCCAUUCGUGCUUUUAAUAAACAACGCUUCGGAACAUACUAUGUAAUGGCAGAAACUUGCUAACUUUAAGAAUACUAUUAUGUGAUUAUUGUUUUAUUUUAAUUGUGAUCAGCUGUUCAUUAUUCGAAGACUAUUCGAAAGGUAUUCGAUUUGAUUUGAUUGUCUUCUGACACAAUUUAAUUCGUAUUCGAUUCUGUCUGAAAAAUCGCUAUUCGCACAUCCCUACUUGCAUUAGUGGCACAUAAGUUGCAGAGAGCAAAAAAAAAAACACAACUGUGUCUGCCUAAAGCUACUUCAGUAACAAAAUUAUGUUUUAGUGCUGUUCAAACACAAACUGAUAUUGUGGACAGAGUCCUUUCCAUAGUUCUGAAAAUACAGUUGUGGAUUUCAAGUCACAUAUUUAAAGGGACCCUGAACCGCCUCUCGGGCUUGGUGAAAUAACAUAUUCCACAGGUAGCAUACGCUGCUGUGAACAUGUCAGCCAAGUUUUGCUGUCGUACGCAGUGCGUGGAGCUCGCAAGCGGAGCGCUAAGUCACCUUUCUGUCAGACGUUCUCGUUUCAACAGAAGCCAUGAUCCUCACUCUUUUCUGUGUGGUUUAUUUCGUAAUACAGCUCAUUCCAAUAUGCGGCUGCUAUUGGUCGCUGCGGUUGGCUACACCGCGGCCGCCGUGGGGUGCCCGCACGAGUCCACUGGCUAAGCACACUGCGCCUCGCUGAGGAGAACCGCGUUUGGCUUACAUUUAGCGCGUUGUAGGCACCAAAAUCGGAAGUCGUGGUGUCUACGUUAACAUUCAAAAUGAAAUUUGAACUGCGCGCCACAGUGACAUUUCGAAAGUGAAGCAUUGUGGCCCCGCCCCACUCCGCCGUAGCCUUCGCAGUGCAAGACAUUGAGGAAGGAAGGGGAGAACAGCGGAGGCCGUGUUUGAUUGCCAAUAACUCCGCUUCUGCUGAACGCAUUGAAGUACUUCUUGCAGUAAAGUAUUUCUGAAAUAGCCUUUUUUCACUUCUAAUGUCUUUCGCCACUUCGAUAAAAAGUGGUUCAGGGCCCCUUUAAUAUGUUCGUAUACCUAUUGCUCUUACAGGUUUGAUCAGCUGUCAAGGUGCAUUGUUAUUCUGGCAUGUGAUGUGCUGGCUUGCAUUAGUUGACAACAAAAAAAUGUAAUGUAAUCUUUUGCAAUGGCAUCAUUCAUCAGCUUCAGUUUUGCUGCAUUUCUUAGCAGGAUGCGUUAUGUCAUCUUCCCCCGUCAAUUGUUACAGCUGGUACAAUGACAAUCGCUUGACUGUGAGUCAUGUACCUUUUUCAAGUACAGACCAUGCAUCACAAUGUUCUGCUACUGCAAUAAGCUGUUCCACUAUGCCUCUGAACACACCUGAUGAAAUCAUAUCUCCUUUGUAUUGAACCGUAAUCUGUUUCAUGCAAAGCAGGCGGUGCUACGAAGACUAGAGAGACUUCUCUUUCCGCUCGCACUUGUGAUUCCGCGAUCAAAAAUUUGUUCGUCGUAUACAAAGGAAAGAUUUAGGUAUACGUUAUGUAGUUUGAUGUAGAAUUAAGUCUCGUACUCUUUUGUCACAAGCUAUGAUUUAGCUAUUACUUGAUAGGCAUCGCAGAUCUGAAACUAUUUACCGCCGAAUGAGCAGAGGGAUAGGUUUCUGCAACCAGUAGCCACAGUACACCACUUGCGCUCGCGACCCAAACAUAGUACGCCGCGUACUGGAAGUACGAAGGUGCACAAGUAAUUUGCAAUUUGACAUAACAUUACAUCUACAAGUUGUAAUAUAUGCAGUAGUUAUUCCAUAUAAACCAUCGCAUAUCAAAAACGACUGCACUGCGAAAUGCAUAGAGUAAGACUCCUAUGACUACACCACUUGCAUAGCUUUUGUGGCAUUGCCUGCCAAGCAUGAGGCGGAGUUUAGUUAAUACGGUUACAGUGCUAAGGAAGACGAAAAUAAAGCAUGAACUGCACUGAUCAGGCCCUGGUUGUGUCUAUGUCUUUGUCUUCCUUAGUGCUGUAAGCCUGUUUCAUAAUGCAGUAACCAGGUAGCCCAGCUUCCAGCAGAGUAUCGUAAGGUCAUCACUUCAGCUUGAUAAAUGUGUGUGAUAAAGAUAGCUCUUUGUAAUAGUAAUGAACAGAGCUUUUCAUGCCAAGUAACUGCGGGCUUUCAAGAUGCCCGCGUUUAGCCAUGUUCCCUGACACGUUUCAUGCAAACUCAAUUGAAACUUGCACUCAUGGCUUGUCAUUCUUUACACGACGUAUAAGUAGUUCUGUGUGGCAGCUUUCUUUGUGUGUUGUGCUAUUUGCCAGUGUGGAGUACAUGUGAGUGACGUGAAUGUAUAUUAUGAAAGCACACAUGUGUGUAUAUAUAUAGCCAAAGGAUUGUUUUCCUUGCCACGGAGAAACUAAGUGCUUAGAAUGCAGAAGUUAAACGUAGUGAGCUGUUGCCAACGACGCCAUCUCAGCAAAAAGCUGGCCCGUAACAUCCUGCUGUGUUUUUUUUUUUUUUUCGGUGAAUUGUUUUCAGUUCAUGCAAUGCCAAAUUGACCUCCUCAGCUGCUCCACGGCGAUGCCAUGUUUAUUUAUUUCACAUUUACAAAUUCAACAUGCAGUGGUGAUGCUGAUGUUCUUUUUUUUAUUAUUUUUUGUCUUCUUAAUGACUGUUACUGAAAUACAGAAUUAACUAAAGGCAUAGGACAACGAAAGCCACAAGAAAAUUUUUGAUUUUCCAUAUGCCCGACAAACAUUGAAAAAAAAAAUUUCUGCACAUGUCACUUCCUUUUUCAUGUUAAACAUCCAAUGAGGGAGUAAAAAGCAUAUUUCUUAAAGCCCUUUCAAGUGCACUAAAAAGGGAUUUUUGAGAUUAAUUGCCUCGGAAGUCGAAUGAUCAAUCUCUGAACCUGUGCAUCAGUUAUUAUAGCUUGUGGUAUCCACAUAUAGGUAGCAAUGCAGCUCCUAUGCCAUACUUAUGAAAAGCACCAAUAUUACGCAUCUUUAGUCCAAGGAAGAAUCAGGGAUCAAAUUGUGGGGCAUUUUAAACAUAAAACACGCUGUUAAGUAUAGCAUAUGAUUUGUAAUAUUUUUCAGCAUUGCUAAUUGUGUUUGAAAAUGGCAGCAUGAAAUGUGUACAUCAUAAGUGGGCAUCGUUUCAAUUCGUGGAAGUUGUCUUGUGUUGACCACGAAGUCAUUCAUGUUUGACUAAGGUGGAACCACUAUGUUUAGGUCACACUAUUUUCCCCAAAUACUCAGUAUGUGCCACAAUUUUAUUUUCACACUCGUUAUUUUGAACUUUUCUUCCUUUCUUUUUAAGACUCAUUGACCACAACUUUUCAGGGAUAAGUCUGCUCUGACAACAGUAGUUUUGCUGUGUCAGUGCAGUUGCCAUAUUGAUGUCUAGCACAUUUAGGCCUAAUUAAAUGCGCACACAUGAUAUCAAUCGUGCACACUUUGUAAAUCUUACUCUCAGAGUGUCACAUGAAUAAUGACUUGCAAGCGUUGGUGUACAGGCUGCCAUGUGUAAAAGUUUACGAUUCUUUUGUACUCUACAGUUUUCAGCUGUAACGAUGGCAAAAGCAAAAUGGGAUGUUACGGUAGAACAUGUAAUUGCAGGUACGUGGUGAUUUGAAGAUAGCAAUAUGUACAUAUAAUGUAGCAAGAUAUUUCCAUCCACUCCUUCAUGUGAAGGAAUAUGGUCAAUGACAACCUAAGAAUGCACUGGCAAAUUGCACUGGCACCGCUGUUCAAACCAGAAAAUUUGCAUGCCAGCCAGUUGCGUUUUCCCACUUCUGUGACAUCACGGUAAGGGGGGGGGGGGGGGCAAACUUCUUUUAAUAUUGGCAUCUAUCCGAAGCUAUGUCUAGAAGCAUGGAGGCACAUAAGGCAGGUACCGUGCAGUGUUGUGGGCGAGAAUUUGUACUGAACUUUUUAGGUUGUCACCACGUGCAGUGUUCUGUGUCAUCUCUUUGUGCUGUAACUUCAGCAUGAGCUGCGCGAGUUCAUCUUUGGCACUGUUGCAAUUGAAGCAUUGCUGCAUGAAAACUUAAAAGCAUGCUUUAGGUGAAAGUCAAUUGUGAUUUUCAUUUUCAAGGACACACAGAAUUGAAAAUUGCCUCAUUUAUGCUAUCACUGAACCAAUUUGACUGAAAUUUACUGCAUAUAAAAGAAAGUGCUACAAAUUCUGGUGGCUGUUGUUAGCAGCUUAUUUAUUUUGAUACUCAAAUGUGUUACAAAAAGUCACAAGAAUUUGUAAAUCAAAGAAAAAAAUAGAAAGCUGCAUCAUAAUAAUGUAUACCUAUUUGUGUUACAGUGGAAAUGCAUAUCACAAUUUUGUAAACAACAGAUGAUUGAGCAUUUAGAGUGGUCACAUUCAUCAUGUUAAUUUAAAAAUUGCUUUAAUUUACCUAUAUUUCUAAACUUCAACUUUGCUUAUGUGACUUUUGCUAGUAUUUUGUUAACAGAAAUGCAGCACUUUGCAUGAUCAUGUGGAGCAUCAAUUCUGUCCACUUUGGAUGCUCUAAACAGAUGUAAUUUGCAAUGUCGCAGUAUCUGCAUUUCUUGUGGCUUUCUGAAGUUGUAAACAUAAGGUUUUAUGUGCUUUUUAAGUACUUAGCAUUUAGCAUUUAGAGGGGUCAAAUUUCAAUUUGUGAUUUUUUUUUUUUUUUCAUUCCGGAAGCAUAAAUUGAAAGUCGGCUUGGAACAGUCACUAGAGUGUUGCAGGAAUUAUAUCUAUUUAAAUCAGUUCAGUGGUUUCCAAACAAGAUUGUGCAUAUCUGUGUCUCACAUGCUUUCAAAUUGGAAGGAUAAUUGAGAUGUUAAAACCUUCUCUUAAAAGACACAAGCCAUUUCUCCUGCAUAUAUGCAAACACCUCCUGUAGUGCAUUGUUCUCAUGUCCCAACCUGUUGUACUGCAUGUCUCUGGUACGAACACCUACGUGCUGCAGCCAUUUAGGUGUAGAAAGCACACUGCCUCUUGGAAAGGAUGCAAUAAAUGGAUAUGAUUAUUCUUUACA
Messenger RNA from Dermacentor silvarum, 8517 nucleotides. It is a transcript of the gene Vang, whose product is annotated as vang-like protein 2. Gene Ontology annotation, biological process: multicellular organism development; Wnt signaling pathway, planar cell polarity pathway; establishment of planar polarity. Gene Ontology annotation, cellular component: plasma membrane. The transcript has 6 exons. The record is from RefSeq and is a predicted model, not a curated record. The coding region runs from base 649 to 2361 and encodes 570 amino acids. NCBI's taxonomy places the organism in Eukaryota, Metazoa, Arthropoda, Arachnida, Ixodida, Ixodidae.